Molecule: messenger RNA, 1299 nt
Organism: Pseudozyma hubeiensis SY62
Lineage: Eukaryota; Fungi; Basidiomycota; Ustilaginomycetes; Ustilaginales; Ustilaginaceae
Exons: 1
Coding region: 1-1299 (432 amino acids)
Biological process (GO): transsulfuration
Cellular component (GO): cytoplasm
Molecular function (GO): pyridoxal phosphate binding; cystathionine gamma-lyase activity
Source: RefSeq, a predicted model, not a curated record
AUGACCGUAGCAAGCACAAACGGCGCCUCGAAUGGCAACGGCCACGCCGAGGCUCACACCUCUACGGGCUUCUCGACCAAGGCAAUCCACGUCGGUUCCGAGCCAAAUGCAGCCACGGGCGCUGUCAUCCCACCCAUCAGCUUGAGCUCCACGUUCGCCCAGGAUGGUAUUGGCAACCACAAGGGCUACGAAUACUCUCGAUCCGGCAACCCGAACCGCGACUCGUUUGAGCGCGCGCUCGCUGCUCUCGAAGGUGGCAGCCGCGGUCUUGCCUUCUCAUCCGGCUCUGCGGUCACAGCGACGGUGCUCAACUCGAUGCCGGCUGGCUCGCACAUUGUCAGCGUCAACGACGUGUACGGAGGCACGUACCGCUACUUUACCAAGGUGGCCACCGUCUCACAGGGCAUCCAGACCAGCUUUGUCGAGAUGGACGGUGCCGAGGCCGAGGUGAGCGAGCGUGUCAACGCUGCCAUCCGCAAGGAGACGUCGCUCGUCUGGAUCGAGACCCCCACCAACCCCACACUCCGCGUCGUUGAUAUCCCACUCAUUGUUAAGCUCGUCCGAAACCACCCCAAUGCCAGCAAGGAUAUCAAGAUUGUCGUCGACAACACCUUCAUGAGCCCAUGGUUCCAGAACCCUUUGGCUCACGGCGCAGAUCUGGUGAUGCACAGUGUCACCAAGUAUCUCAACGGUCACAGCGAUGUGGUCAUGGGUGCGGCUGUGACCAACGACGAGGCAUGGGCAGACCGUAUCGCGUUUUUGCAGAACAGCAUCGGCGCCAUUCCUUCGCCGUUCGACUGCUGGCUGGCACUGCGCGGCCUCAAGACGCUCGCACUACGCAUGAAGGCGCACGGCGAGUCUGCCCUCGCCAUUGCGCAUUUCCUCGAGGCGCAUCCAUCCGUUGAGACCGUCAUCUACCCCGGUCUUCCAUCGCACGCCGGUCACGAGGUGGCACGACGACAAAUCUCGAAACGCGCUGCUGCCGCAGGGCCGACUGCCUCCAACGGUGCGUUCGCUUACGGUGGCAUGAUCUCGUUCCGCAUCAAGUCGGAUCCGGCUGAUGACGGCCCCGCCGACAAGCUGCUCUCGAACCUCAACGUCUUCACCCUCGCCGAGUCGCUUGGCGGUGUCGAGAGCUUGAUCGAGCUGCCCUCCAAGAUGACCCACGGCUCGGUAGCGCUCGAGGACAGGAUCAAGAUCGGCAUCGGUCACAACCUCAUUCGUGUGAGUGUGGGUAUCGAAGAGACCGCCGAUCUGAUCCAGGAUCUCGAACGCGGUAUUAAGGCUGCUGGUCUCUGA